Messenger RNA from Alosa sapidissima (American shad), 1185 nucleotides. It is a transcript of the gene ndufaf2, whose product is annotated as NADH:ubiquinone oxidoreductase complex assembly factor 2. The record is from RefSeq and is a predicted model, not a curated record. The coding region runs from base 99 to 587 and encodes 162 amino acids. Gene Ontology annotation, cellular component: membrane. The transcript is spliced from 4 exons. NCBI's taxonomy places the organism in Eukaryota, Metazoa, Chordata, Actinopteri, Clupeiformes, Clupeidae. Gene Ontology annotation, biological process: mitochondrial respiratory chain complex I assembly.
GGGUUUUCAUGUGUUGUUGUCAGUCUGACGUCGGCUGCUGGUGUGUGUACUGUGUGGUUGCAGAAGGUCACGGCUUAACAGUGAAUUGAUAAGUGAAAAUGAGUCGAUUUGCUAAUAUACUGAGAAGGACGUUUGGGGUGAUCAAAGAGCACGUGGGAACAGAUCAUCUUGGGAAUAAGUAUUAUAUGAUACCAGAACAGAAGACAUGGACAGGAAGAGUCAUACGGGCAAAGAGGAUGGUGAUCGCCUUAAACCCAAAUGAAUUUGAAUACAUAGAGGGAAGCAUACCCUCAGAAUGGGAUGCAUGGAUCCGUGGUCGUAGAAAGCAGCCCCCCAGUAUUGAGGAGCUUCAGAAGAAUGAGAACUACAGGGUGAACAUCAAAGUGAAGGCACGGGAGGCAGAGGAGAGGGACCUGGCUCUGCAGGCCCAGGAGUACGAGGAGGGACUUGUAGCUCGACCCACACAGACUCUAGCCAAAGGCCAUGCCGCUGCCACCCCGUUUGGCAAACCAGAGGCCACCGAAGAUCCGGUGAGCACAGGCGGUUCCUUCCAGCCGGGGUCCUGGGUCCCAGGAUCCAAAAAAUAAACGAGACUGAGGCAUGCCCACCUUUGGCCCCGACUCAAAUGGAAUUGUGAAGCCUUACGGACGCUAGUUGCGUUAGCCCUGAAUGGAACUUUACCUCCUUACCUAUUUACCUCCUUACCUAUGAUGAGGUGCAACCAGGAUGGGUCGGCUACUGUAGAGGUCUCUCUCAACAGGCAGAGGUGGGACGGUGACAGUAUUUGAGGAGCCAAUCCAGAUGCUGUUCUUUUGAGGUGCGGAUCCUGAUGUGGACGGGAUUAGUACUUGCUCCAACACAUGUUCUGAUGGGAAAGGCAUUUUGUAAAGCUGCAGCUGUGGUUUCAUGUCCCAGUGUAUGUUCUGGACAGUGGGACAGACAGCAGAGAGUGAGGGGUGAAAGUAAUGUUAUGAACAUUCUACUAAUAUAACAAAUAUUCUCAGUGAUACUGGAUGAAUAUUUUGAUUUUUUUUUUCCUUCUUUUUUUUUGCCCAAUGUUUCUCCCUUACAUCCAAAACAAAUUCUUCACCUUCAUAGAAACUAUUGCAUGGUGUAUUCAAACAUUCAAUGUUUAAGUUAUGAUUUGCUGGAUUGGUUUUGUCAAAUAAAAUGAAAGGAAAUGUA